Cariama cristata (Red-legged seriema) is the source of this 565-nucleotide messenger RNA. RefSeq names its product lymphocyte-specific protein 1-like. The annotation marks the transcript as partial. Gene Ontology annotation, molecular function: actin binding. Gene Ontology annotation, biological process: signal transduction. NCBI's taxonomy places the organism in Eukaryota, Metazoa, Chordata, Aves, Cariamiformes, Cariamidae. The record is from RefSeq and is a predicted model, not a curated record. The transcript is spliced from 4 exons.
GCUGACAGCACAGUGGAGUGUGGAAGACGAAGAGGAGGCGGCGAGAGAGCGGCGGCGGCGGGAGCGGGAGAAGCAGCUGAGGUCCCAGGCAGAAGAGGGCUUGAACGGCACCGUCUCCUGCUCAGAGAGUGUGGGUCCAGCACAGGAAAACCACUAUGACUUUAAGCCAUCCGGGACUUCGGAGUUGGAGGAGGAUGAGGGGUUCAGUGACUGGUCCCAGAAGCUUGAGCAGCGCAAACAGAGGUCUCCACGACAGUCAUAUGAAGAAGAGGACGGUAGUGUGAGGGAAGCUGAAGUCAAACUGGAGCAGAUCCAGCUGGAUCAGGAAAGCCCGGAGGAGAUCCGGGAGGAGAAUGUGGUUAUCGGGGAGGAAGAGAGGCUGUACCAGGAGGAAGAACAGGUCAAAGAGCAGGAGGAAGAGGAGAGAGCCGAGCAAGAGGAAAAGAAGAGAAGGCGAAAUGAAGAAGAAGAAGAAACACCAGAAAAACGCCAGAAGGCCCCAAGCCCCACCAGCCUGGAAGAGGAGGAGCAGUGCUCUGACCACACCGCAGUGUGCUCCAUGAAG